Molecule: messenger RNA, 5667 nt
Organism: Coregonus sp. 'balchen'
Lineage: Eukaryota; Metazoa; Chordata; Actinopteri; Salmoniformes; Salmonidae
Source: the annotation of a GenBank genome assembly
GUCACGUGAUAAGAGGAUAUUUAAGCUCCUGGCGCGAGAGGAAGGUGACUCGAGAAAUAAAGAAGCAAAAACAACCUGAUCCCACUUUCGGAAGUUGCCAAAACUGUAAGUUACAUUAUUAUAUGGUAGUAUAAAAUGUUUAAUUUCACUCAAAGUUCAAAUACGCUCAAGUCAGUAAGUGUAUUACACGAACGAUUGCGUAUUUUUAUUUUACUAAUGAAUGUUAGCAAGUACUGCUAGCUAACUCCAGCUAGCUAACGUUACUUGGUUUAGCCGGUUUGGUUUAUGAUUUUUAUCAUUUCUACUUUACUAACUAGCCAAUUUGGUCCGCGUUAGUAUCUUUGGAGCAAGACAUUGAUAAUGUUAGUUAACUAUCUAGACAGUUGUUAUUACCUGAAACCUGGCCAUACCAAAGAUCCUGGUAACUUUCAGCUUUUGUCUGUGGCCAUACCUUGCCAGCCAUUUUUGGCGGCUUUUUUCUUCCCGCGAGAUGGGAAGUCUGUUACACUGUAGAUAACAAUUAUAGAACGCUAUUCCAGUGUCGGCAAACAUUCUUGGCUAAGUUACAUUGUAACGCUUUACCUUAUCAUUCUCAAGUCACUUUUUCGAGUAGUAAAUUGCCUUUAGGAUUUACAGUGUACCUUUCUCACCAGGUCUUGUCAAGAAAAUGUCCAUUAGGAAAAUGAAACCUGGGGAUAAAGCCUCUGAGAACAUAAAGGUAAGCAAAUGAUAAAUGCCAAUCCCCUGUCUAGUGUUGAUAUAUCAAAGUGUUUAGUAGCAGACUACUGUACUGUCAAGUUAAUGACUGAAAUAUUAUGUGCAAGGAGGCCCACCAUUACAAUUCAGCAAUUUAACUGAAGUGGUUUUAACAGGCCGUGAACCCACAGAUCCUUCAUGCACCUCCAGAAUUGGACUCAAACAUUUUGAAAUUCGAUGACUCGACCUCGCACUAUAUAUUGUUAGGGUUAAUGUUUGCAUACUCACUAACUUGUAGUUGUCCAUAGUGAAUAUUUUGAGACUAGUUCCCACAGUAAUAAUUUGGUUAAGAAUGUCAGCGGGUAAGAUAAUGACCUGGGGCCAAUUGCAGCCUGUGGGAAUUGGAAGGCAAUCACCCCAUGCAUGCAGUUGUGCUAGGAGCAGGGUGAGCCUGCCCCUUUCUCACGCCUGCCCCUUUCUCACGCCUGCCCCUUUCCCACGCCUGCCUGUGCAAUCCAGUCAGAUAUCAGACCUGGGUACAAAUACUAUUGGAAGUCUUUCCAAUACUUUGAGCGUUUGCUUUAGCCUGCCUGGAGUGCCAGGUAGACAGAGGGAUUGGACUGUUUGGGCUCUUCUAUUGGUUCCAUUGCAACAGAAGUUCAAACACAGCAUUUGAAAUGAUUUUAAAUGCUAUUUGAACCCAGGUCUGCCUUGAUGUGAGAUGCGCAGGGCUGUUCAGCCACUUCACUUAUUUGCUAUCCCAAAAUGACAAUCGCGACAGUGUAACCAGAGUAGAGUUUGUUGAAUGGCACUAUACCCAGGUCAUUGCUCAGUGUGCUCACUGCUGAGGUCAGGGAGAGGGUUGUUUCCCACCAAAGUUGCACCUCAAUGGUUUCUCACAGAGGGGUGUAACAAACUCCUGACUGGUUUUGUAUGGAAUCGCAUGAGCACUGACUUUUCGUUGUUUACUUUAAAAAAUGUAAUUAUUUAACUGUACUGGAUUAAACUUUUUACGUUUGACUUCAUGUUUUAUUUCAGCACUUUUUUGGUGGAUCCAUUCAAGGCAUGGGACCCACAAGGAAAACGCUGCAAGUCCUCCAGCAAGCUGCAGUCAAUAAGAACCAUGGCAGAGUAAUGCCGGUAUGUCGUGGGGACUUGUCACCCAAAUCAGUUUAUUUGGCUAACCAUAUUGUAUUUUUUUUGGGGGGGGGAUUUCCAAUAUUUUUUACGUUUUCCUCUAGCCCUAUCACCCCUCCCCUAAUUGGAGUAAACUAAUGGACAACAAUACUUAGACUUGUACUUCCAACAUGAACAUUUUACAGGCAUGGGACAUUUUACCUUAGUUAUCCCUCUUUACCUUUAGUCCCACCCUUCAGCUACCCUCAACCCCUCCCAUCAAUCUCUGAAAACCGUCCAGUUUUGUUUUCUACUUGCCAUAUAUUUUUCAACUAAUGUUUUUCUCACAAGUUCUGAACCUUUCUAGUCUCAGUUUCUACAGGAUUUUUACUAAGAGUAUUAUAUUAUUGAUUAUGGCUUUUCAAAUUACCCAGCAGUGCUAUUUGAAGAGUUAGUUUUGGGUGAAUGUUGCGGCAGUUAUUUUGGCCCAUUCUUGAACCUGCGAACAAAAACAAGCUACAUAUGGGCAGUACAAAAACAAGUAGGGAUGACCCAGACUAAAAAAAAUCUUGUUAGACUGAAAGUCAUGUUCUUUCGACCAAUCAAUUGCUCUAAUUUUUCAACAGUGUAUUUUUCCAUGUAGACACAUCCUGUGUUUUAAUAAAAUCAACUAUAUGCGUUGAGCUUGUCUGAUGCUUUAAGCUUACGGUUUGAUGCCUCAAGAGGGUGCCAGAGAUCUAGGUGACCAGAACCUUAACAUGACCCAUCUAUUCUCCAGCUGGCUUUCGCAGAUUCUGCCUUUACUCUCCUGAAAUUGCCGGUAGACUACAGUACGAGUCGGCAACCUUUCUCAUGUGGAAUGCCAAUUUCUUACAUUUUCUACCGCGCUGUGUGCCAGUUAUGAAAAUGUGCAAAUGAAAACCAUAAGUUUAAUUUAUAACGUCUUCAAAUCUCAAUCAUUGUCAUGUGGUUAAUCAAAAUUAUAUUUAAAUGAUACAAACCUAAAGUAAGUUAACUUCUAUUGCCAUUGUCAACUAUGUAAAAAUGGCCUACAUAAAGCCAACAAACAUUGCAGGUAGAAAAUGUCCUAUAAAUCACAUUGGCAACACAUGGCCUGUCUGCAACGAACUUGAAACAUUGUAUUAACUUGGGUUCUGCCCGCAAUGCACUUGCAACAUUUAAUAAAAUAUUCUGGGCCCUCAGAGUUUCCCACGCCAGUGAGCUUGGGGCAACUCAAAUUUUCUGCUGAUUGAGCUCCUGUUCCUCUUCUAGAAUAUUAUUAGCUCAAAAGUAUUGUGGAGCUCCUGCACCUAAAAUAUAAAAAGUACCAUCACCCAAAAUGAGUACCGGAACCUAUUUCAGUCCAAGUCAAGCACUGAUAAGAAGCAUAUUUAAUGCAGUUUCCAUUGGAUUGGAAACAUGUAGCAUUGGUUGUGCACUCUGCAAACUGUGUCCACUCCAACAAUGAGAACAGGAAGACUGUAAUAUUGAAUACAUUAAAAGAAAUGACCAUAACCAAACCAAACGUUGUAGAUACAUUUUUUUUUUAUAGGAAUUCAUGGUAAAUGUACUACUGGUGACAUAUGUAAUGGGGAAUUGAAAUACACUAGGAAUUUCAACUAUGAAUGUGCAUAAAUUGGUGGGGGAGAGCGCAUUCUGGAGAGAAGUGCAUCUGGGCGCAUGGUCAAUCUGACGUCUGCAUUGGCCAUGCAGCAUUUACGGAGCAGAAGUCAGGGCAAGAAUGGCCUCCGCAGAAGUCUGGGCAUUCAUACUACUUGUGCUUUGCAGAGCUGUUGUCAAGGAAGUGAGUGUGUUUAUACACUAUGUACUGUCCCCACCUACCGUCAACCAAUCAUGUCAAUGCGGAGCCAUACAGAGCCCUCCGCAUUGUUACAACAUUUGGGAGGCGCAUGGCGACACAGUACAGCGCUCAAUUUGACCUCUGGGGGCUCUGCAAUUGCGUCACACCCUCCAUAUGGAGCCUCAGACCACAUUUUCGAAUCAAGCAUAAAUUGGCUUUUAGUCUAGGCCUCUGCAAUCGAUUUAGGUCACUGAGAUUGGCGCAAAUAUGUGUGUUACUGCUCGACUAAAACCAUCUCGGUCGGCCAACAGCCUAAAGACCAAACAAUCGACCAGUCGACUAAUUGGGGUCAGCCCUAAAAACAAUUGAUUUGUCUCUUUGCAGCAGAAUCUGCGGUGCUGGGAUGACCGUAUCCCCAUAUACAUUACAUUCUAUUGGUUGCCAGAAUUUUGUAUAAUUUAAAUAGAAAAACUAAUUUUUGGAUCAGGCCAACAACCGAUGUGCUGAUCAAGUAAUUCUUUGUUGGGUAUUUUUUUAGACGGGAAAGGUGGUUCACAAAAGAAAACAGUGGAACGCAGAACAAGUGAAGGGCUCAAAGAGGGUGAAGGCUGAAGUUGCUGUCAAAUCUAAAAACACAGAGAAUGGAGAUCUACCUGAUGGUGUUACCAAGGAGGCCUAUGAACUAAUGGUCAAAGGUAUGUUUGUAUUUAAAUAUUUACAAGCACUCUAACUGUUUGGCUGGCCAUGAUCCUAAUACCAUUUAUCACAUCAAUGUUUCAUUAAAAUGGACUGGGUUUAUUUUGUCAAUGUACAAUGUCAUAAUACUUUUAAUCCCAUAUAAUUAAAUCUAUAUCCUUUUAUUAAUCUCUUCCUUUUGUCCAGUAGUUAAAUUGAAAUGGCCUACCCCCUCUGUUUCAGUAACCCCUCCCUCCUCUUACUGGAAAGAGGUAGCCGAGGAGAGACGUAAAGCGCUCUACAGCGUUCUACAGGAAAAUGAGAAAGUGAGUUAAUCACUGAAGAAAGCUGACUAACUUGUCCCUUUCCCACGCUUCAAAAUGAGUCAAAAUCCGGUAGUCUCUCUGGCAGCACUCCACCUGGCACAAUGGGUGUUGGUCUGUUUCAGAGAUGUGGCAUUUUGCUCCCAGGUCGUUUGAAUAUAGUGGAAUUAUUUUAGUGCCAUUGAGUUAAGCUGAUAGUGGGGUCUGUGAAACUGAUUUUUAGCUGAUGGUGAAGCCUGAAACUUUGUCAAGUUCUCAAAACUGACUUUAUCACCUUGUUUGAGCAGUUGCACAAAGACAUUGAUGCCAAGGAUGAGCAGAUAGCCCACCUGAAGACUGAGAAUGAUGAGCUUCAGGAGCUGGCCCAGCAUGUACAACACAUGGCUGACAUGAUAGAGGUGAGUCCUGGGAAAGUAGUGGGAAAUUGAUGGAACAUAAGGGUAUUUGUGGCUCUUUUGAAGUCUAUGCUGGAUGCUUUUUAAACAUAAGGUAGCUUGUGACGUUCAACGCUCAUGUUAUCUCCUCUCAGAGGUUAACUGGAAAGAGUCCGGAAAGUCUAGAUGACUUGCGAGAGAUCACCCUUGGUGCCGACGAGAAGGCGGAAGAUGAGUUGGAGGAGCUAGAUGACUCUGAUGACCUUGGUACCAGCAGUGAUUUCACACCCAGGGCGGAUGUCUUGGAUGAUGUCACAAAACAACAGGAAGAUGACUCCUCAGGAGAGGAUUGAGUGCCAGAACUUCAGUGCACGGGUGAAACUCAACUUUGGGAAAUGUCUGUUAUGGACUUACCAUUCUGGCAUUGAUGCCUGUAGUUGAUUUAUAUAUUUUCUCUGCUUAACAUCUCAAGAGAUACUUGUGCCUUACUUGCAUGAUUUUUACUUUGGUCAACCACAACAGCUUAUCAUGCGGCUAUGGAAAGGGAAGUUUCCCUGGUUGUUUUUAACUUUGCUGUUUUUAAAUGUAUUUGAUCAUUUACCAAACGUUGGCUUUCAUUAUAGUGCCGUUUUAGUGCACUCUGUGUACAUAGGCUUCAGGAAUGUUCUGUGAAAUAAACACC